UUACCAAGAACCUGAAAAAAAGAUGGAGGACACGUUUCAGUAUUUGUCUGGUUUUGGCAACGAGUUUGCCUCUGAAGAUCCAAGAUGUCCUGAUGCCCUACCAAAAGGACAAAACAGUCCUCAGCAAUGUCCGUACGGAUUAUAUGCUGAACAGCUAUCUGGGUCAGCGUUCACUGUGCCAAGAGGGAGUAACCAAAGAAGUUGGUUGUACCGCAUCCGCCCGUCUGUGUGCCACACACCAUUCAAGAGACUGGACCAUUCUUACUUCACAAACAACUUUGUGGAUGAUCACCCCAAUCCCAACCAGCUGAGAUGGAACCCUUUUGACAUUCCAAAGAAAGGAGGGAAAUCUGUUGACUUUGUUGAUGGACUUGCUACAGUUUGUGGGGCUGGUGACCCCAGGUCCAAGAAUGGUGUUGGUAUCCAUAUCUUUGCCUGUAACACAUCAAUGGUCAACAGAUGUUUCUAUGACUCGGAUGGCGAUCUCCUGAUCGUUCCACAGAAAGGUCCUCUUCAUAUCACAACAGAGUUUGGUCGUAUGGUUGUGAGCCCAGGAGAGAUUUGUGUCAUUCAGCAAGGUAUCCGGUUCAGUGUUGAUGUGGAUGGAGAAACCAGGGGCUACAUUCUGGAAAUAUUCAAUGGACAUCUGACCUUGCCCUGCCUUGGACCUAUCGGUGCCAAUGGACUUGCCAACCCUCGAGAUUUCCUCACCCCAGUCGCAUGGUAUGAAGACAGGGAUAACAUCACAUAUUCGGUUAUCAGUAAAUUCCAGGGGGCAUUGUUUACCGCCGAACAGGACCAUUCUCCAUUUGAUGUUGUUGCCUGGCAUGGCAAUUAUGCUCCGUACAAGUACGACUUGACCAAGUUUAUGGUGAUCAAUGCGGUCUCCUUUGAUCAUCCUGAUCCUUCCAUUUUCACUGUGCUCACCUGUCAGUCGAACACUCCUGGUGUCGCUGUGGCAGAUUUCGUCAUUUUUCCUCCUCGGUGGGCAUGUGGAGAAAACACUUUCAGGCCGCCGUACUAUCAUAGAAACUGCAUGAGUGAGUUCAUGGGACUUGUCUAUGGCAACUAUGAAGCCAAGGAAGAAGGUUUCCAACCUGGUGGAGCCAGUCUCCACAGCAUGAUGACACCUCAUGGUCCAGAUGCUGAUUGUUUUGAAAAGGCUUCUAAUUGUGACCUGAAACCGGUGCGAGUUGCAGAUGGUACCAUGGCAUUCAUGUUUGAGUCAUCAUUCAGCAUGGCUGUUACAAAGUGGGGCAAUGAGACAUGCCAGAAACUUGACCCGAAGUACUACGAAUGCUGGCAGGGGCUCAAGAAGCAUUUCAAUGCUGCUGCCAAGAUAAAAAAUAAAGAAGAUUAAGACAUCAGCUAGUCAGUUGAAAGAGAUGAAUUCAUUUCAAAAUCUUUUAGUUUGACAAUUUGAAUUUGAACAGUGGUCAAGUGGUUGUAAAAUUGAAUAGAAGGAGACCAACUGACAUUUAUUUGGCAGCUAUCUUUGUAUACGCCCGGUUGACUUAUUUUAAGAUUGGCAAAGGAUGAAAAAUAUGCUUGGUAAUUUGAUUUUUUUUGGGCAACUGCUAUGAUACAGCCCUGGUUGUGUUUAUUUGUGUGUUAUUGUAUGCGAUACAUGUACAUGAAUGUAUAUAUAAAGGUUUUGUUUGCGUUAUAAAUCAUGUAUAAAUGGUAUACUCAAAAUUUAUGGUACAUGUAUGAAGGAAUUUGGACUCUAAGGGAGAAGAAGACAUUUUUUCUUUAUAGUACCUUAGAAUAUGACGUAUUGUAUAAACAGUUUUAUGACUCAUUUUGGACUGGUCUUGUCUGUUACACAUCCUUUUGAUAACCAGGCAUUUGGAUUUAUUCCAUGCUGUCCUUCGAAAUUUGGUUUGUUCUUCAUUUGUGCUGAAUUUAAUACUGUGGGUGUAGAAUUGCAAGACUCACAAGUACAGUUUCACCCGAUUACAAUUGUACAUAAUUGAGUUGAUACUUUGUAUCUUCCAGCCUGAACAUUGCUCAUUCAAGAGUUUUUCUAACUCUUUCUAUCAUGCAGUCUGAAGAAACAAUGCUAUUAAUGCAAGUAGUUGUAGGAUGCAGUAGAAUUGUAAUAUACAUAAUGUUUGGGUUUUGGGCACAAGGUGAUGUGGUUGAAAAAUAAAUAAUUUAUCAUUUUAGAA
Molecule: messenger RNA, 2171 nt
Organism: Lineus longissimus
Lineage: Eukaryota; Metazoa; Nemertea; Pilidiophora; Heteronemertea; Lineidae
Product: homogentisate 1,2-dioxygenase-like
Exons: 11
Coding region: 23-1360 (445 amino acids)
Biological process (GO): L-phenylalanine catabolic process
Cellular component (GO): cytoplasm
Molecular function (GO): homogentisate 1,2-dioxygenase activity
Source: RefSeq, a predicted model, not a curated record